AUGGCCGGAUUGAUCAGAGAGGCGUACAGCCAGUUCAAAGACCUGCCCGUCCCAGACACGCUACAAACGGGCCGUACGAUCAUCAUCACCGGCGCCAACGUCGGCCUCGGCCUCGAAGCCGCCCGCCAUUUCGCCCGCCUCCAACCCGACCGCGUCAUCAUCGCCUGUCGCGACAAGACCAAGGGCGAUACCGCCGUCCAUUCAAUCCGCGCCUCAUUUCCCGAUAGCCCGACGAAACUUGACGUCUGGGUGGUUGAUAUAAGUGACUUUGCGAGCGUCAAGGCCUUCGCGGCGCGGGCUGAGACGGAGCUGGAUCGCGUCGAUGUCUUCCUGAGCAAUGCAGGUGUCGUAGCGUCGACGUAUAGCGAAAGUAUUGACGGGUGGGAGUCAACACUUGCGGUAAAUGUUAUCGGUACAUUUUUACUCGUCUUCUUGAUGAUGCCGAAAAUGCGAGAAACAGCCAAAAAGCAUGGGACGACACCGCAUAUCACGGUGACUGCCAGCGGGGCAGGACAUUUGGCCUACUUCAAUGAGCGUAAACAGGAUAAAAUCUUCGAAGCCCUCAAUGCAAAUCGCAGCCUCCUCGAUCGAUAUAACGUCUCUAAGCUCCUACAGGUUACAAUCGUCAAGCAGCUCGCCGCAGCGACACGGGUUCCAAGCUACCCCCCAAGCGAGAGGAUCAUAAUCAAUACUAUACAUCCGGGACUCUGCCAGACGGAGCUAUUCCGGUCUAUGCCCUUCCCGCUCAAUUACCCGAUGAAGUUGGGUAUGCGUGUUUUUGGACGUACCUCGGAAAUGGGUUCAAGGUGUCUUUUGGCCGGAGCGCUCGCUGGCGAGGAGUCGCAUGGCCGGUACAUGGAAAAUUGCAUCGUUGCCGAAUACGCGCCCAUUUUAAAUGGCGAAGAAGGCGAGUUAAUGCAGGUCAGGGUCUGGGAGGAGGUUGUUGCCAUAUUGGAAGGUAUCCAGCCUGGGAUCACCAAGUUAAUCUGA
Molecule: messenger RNA, 990 nt
Organism: Verticillium dahliae VdLs.17
Lineage: Eukaryota; Fungi; Ascomycota; Sordariomycetes; Glomerellales; Plectosphaerellaceae
Product: dehydrogenase/reductase SDR family member 13
Exons: 2
Coding region: 1-990 (329 amino acids)
Source: RefSeq, a predicted model, not a curated record